This is a messenger RNA of Xyrauchen texanus (razorback sucker), 9734 nucleotides long. RefSeq names its product protein O-mannosyl-transferase TMTC3-like. The record is from RefSeq and is a predicted model, not a curated record. The coding region runs from base 153 to 2948 and encodes 931 amino acids. Gene Ontology annotation, cellular component: endoplasmic reticulum. Gene Ontology annotation, molecular function: protein binding; mannosyltransferase activity. The transcript is spliced from 14 exons. NCBI's taxonomy places the organism in Eukaryota, Metazoa, Chordata, Actinopteri, Cypriniformes, Catostomidae. Gene Ontology annotation, biological process: protein O-linked glycosylation via mannose.
CGUAUCUCGGAGUUUUAAAAUGUUCAACAAUCUUUCGUAAAAGUUGCAUUAUAUAUAUAUAUAUGUGUGUGUGUGUGUGUAGUGUGUAGUGCAGAACAAAGUCAUACACAUCUGGGAUGGCAUUAAGUGCUCAAUGAGGUCUCACGUCAGCGAUGGCUGUAGUGUCAUGGAAGGAGAUCUGUCUUCUGAGUGGACUGGUGGUGGGAUGCUACUGGAACAGCCUAUUUUGUGGUUUUGUGUUCGAUGAUGUCUCUGCCAUCUUGGACAACAAAGAUCUUCGUCCCACCACACCUCUGAAGAAUCUCUUUCUCAAUGACUUCUGGGGUACACCAAUGUCAGAGGAAAGGAGCCAUAAGUCCUACAGGCCGCUCACUGUCCUUACCUUUCGUCUCAAUUACCUGUUCAGUGAGCUGAGCUCCUCAUCCUAUCACCUCCUCAAUGUGCUUCUUCAUGCUGUGGUGUGUGUCCUCUUCCUCCACUUCUGUCGUCUGCUCCUGGACCGAAGCACCAGCCUUAUAGCAGCCCUGCUGUUUGCAGUUCAUCCCAUUCACACAGAGGCUGUGACUGGUGUCGUCGGCAGGGCCGAGUUACUAUCUUCCAUAUUCCUGUUGGCUGCUUUCCUGGCGUACACCAAAUCAAACGGCACAUUUCACUCCAUUGUGUGGACCCCCAUUAUUUUAACCGUGUUCCUGGUUGCCAUUGCCACGCUAUGCAAGGAGCAGGGGAUCACUGUCAUCGGGAUAUGCUGUAUUUAUGAGGUGUUUGUUGCCCAAGGGUUCACUCUGCCCGUGCUGAUUGACACCAUAAUUCAGGUGUUGAGAGGGAAAGACGGAUUCCCCCACGCAGUUCUGCAGACCCUGCUGAAACUCAUUGUUCUGAUCAUCAGCACACUCCUGCUGGUCAUCAUCAGGGUGCAGGUCAUACAGUCCCAGCUGCCAGUUUUUACCAGGUUUGAUAAUCCAGCUGCCGUGAGCUCCACCCCAACCAGACAGCUGACCUUCAACUACCUCCUGCCAGUAAAUGCCUGGCUGCUGCUCAACCCUUCUGAGCUGUGCUGUGACUGGACUAUGGGUACUAUUCCCCUAGUGGAGUCACUGCUGGACCCACGUAACCUGGCAACGCUGGCAUUUUAUGGUUUACUGUGCGUCCUGGCCCAUCACAGCCUGUGGUACGCCCACAGCUCUGCCAAGAUUGUUAUUAUGGCACUGUCUCUUAUCGUCCUCCCUUUCAUUCCUGCAUCCAAUCUGUUUUUUCCAGUGGGCUUUGUUGUGGCUGAAAGAGUCUUGUAUGUGCCCAGUAUGGGAUUCUGUGUUUUGGUGGCCCAUGGAAUCAAAAUUAUUUCCCAAAGAGGAUGCCUAAAGAAAAUGUCUUGGUUGCUCAUUGGCGUUCUUCUAACAACACUUGCUGUGAAGACGUUUACUAGAAACUGGGACUGGGAGUCUGAAUACACACUUUUCACAUCUGCACUGAAAGUGAACAGGAACAAUGCCAAGCUUUGGAAUAAUGUCGGACAUGCUUUGGAGAAUCAGAACAAUUAUGAGAGAGCUCUGAGAUACUUCCUUCAGGCCACAAGAGUACAACCAGAUGACAUUGGGGCGCACAUGAAUGUUGGGAGGACCUACAAGAACCUAAAUAGGUCCAAGGAGGCAGAGGACGCAUAUCUCAUUGCAAAAUCACUUAUGCCACAGAUCAUUCCAGGGAAGAAGUAUGCUACGCGCGUGGCUCCCAACCACCUGAACGUCUACAUUAACCUGGCUAAUCUGAUCCGGGCAAAUGACUCCCGUCUAGAGGAGGCUGACCAACUCUACAGACAAGCCAUCAGCAUGAGACCUGACUUCAAGCAGGCCUACAUCAGUCGAGGGGAGCUUCUGUUGAAAAUGAACAAGCCUAGUGAGGCAAAGGAUGCCUACCUACGAGCUUUGGAGCUGGACCAUACCAAUGCAGACCUCUGGUACAAUCUAGCUAUAGUCAAUAUCGAGAUGAAGGACCCAACGGAGGCUCUGAGAAACUUCAAUCGGGCAUUGGACCUGAAUCCACGCCACAAACUGGCUCUCUUCAACUCUGCUCUUCUAAUGCAAGAAUCAGGAGAGGCAAAAUUACGUCCGGAGGCCAACCGUCGCUUUCUUACCUAUGUGAAAGAAGAGCCAGACGAUGCUAAUGGCUACUUCAACCUAGGAAUGCUAGCAAUGGACGCUAACGAGAACAAAGAGGCAGAGCGCUGGAUGCGUGAGGCCAUUCGACUGCAAGCGGGCUUCCGCAGUGCUUUGUUUAACCUGGCACUGCUCUAUUCCCAGUCUCAACGUGAACUGGAUGCUCUCCCAGUGCUGGAUGAACUUUUACAGUACCACCCCGAGCAUGUAAAAGGCCUGAUCCUCAAAGGCGACAUCCUUAUGAAUCACCGCAAGGAUACGCUUGGUGCUAAGGCCUGUUUCGAACACAUUUUAAAUAUGGAUCCCAGCAAUGUACAAGCCAGGCACAACCUUUGCGUUGUGUACUUCGAAGAACGGGAACUGCAGCGUGCAGAGCGUUGUCUAAUGGAGACAUUAACCAUGGCUCCUCAUGAAGAGUAUAUACGCCGCCACCUCGCCAUUGUGCGCAACAAAAUGUCCGCCAUGAGUGCCGCAGGACAACCAAUUACACCAACAGGGGACAGUGUGGCAGCUAAACCACUACAGCAACAACAACAGGAGAAAAAAGAUGAGGUUGAAGGGUGGGGCGUUGCCUCAGGAGCAGGGGAGGAUGCCAGGAAAGAGAAGAAUUUGAGGAAAUCCUCCACAACAGAAAUCACAAGCGGCCAGGGCCACGACCAGUCAAAGAAGUUGGAUGUGAGCCAGCCUGACAAGCGGACUAAGAGCAAAUCCACAAAAGAGAUUAAAGAUAUAGAAAAGAAAAGAGAGGCCGCCUUGAAGAGACUGGAGGAGAUUGAGCGCAUAUUAAGCAGUGAUUAACCUUGUUUGUCAACCACACUAUUUUUAUAUAACUAUUUAAAGCGCGAGAACGAGACUCUUUCCUUUUAAAUUGAGCCCUAGUUUAUGCUUGUUUUUUUUUCAGCGCUUUUGUUCAAUUGUUAGGUUUCUUUUUUGUUGGAUUGCUUUAUAUUUUUGUUUGAUUGUUUGAAUUUGUAUUUUGUGGGGUAUACCUCCUUUUAUCUGUAGCUUUAAUUAUGUAAAGCUGCAGAGAUGAAAAGGGAAACCAGGUUUGCGCUUCCAAAAUGCGGAAAAAAGGCAAAAUAUUAGGUACCAUCUCUUAAACCCCUACUCCAAAAAUUGUGGAUGCACAAUUACGUCUUAUUUUAAUCAUAUUGUUUAUUUAUGAUUGUGUAUGUAUUGAAUCACUGGAUUAGUUUUACUCACUUUGUGUAUUGGUUGUUACCACUGACAGUUAUUAAAUGCAUAUUACCCAUAAUCACAAAUUAAAUGAAUAGUAUUAUAAGCCAGCCUGUUUUAAACCAGGGUCUCUGGAUGGUCCGUCAGAUGGCAGUUGGGUUUUAGCUCUGCAUGGCCCUCCCACUCGACUAAAUUUCCCUUUGCAUGACAUCAUCAAGCUUCCUCGUAUUCUCUGCUGCUGUUUUUUCACGUGUUGUAUUAUCGCUGUUGUUUUUUCCAUCUCGAGACAGAAUCGUGUCAGUGUUUAUUGUUUAAUUAUAUCCCUCUGACCUAAUCUGAAUAAGGGUCACCUCCUUCUCUCGCCCUCCAUGUCAAUGCUUUUUAGUGUUAUUUUUAUGUUUUGUUAUUUACUACUUCAUGCAUUUUCUUCAGGCUACAUCCAAUGACUUUCAUACCAUUGGGGCUCUUUUCUGAUUUGCUGAUUUCACAGAUUUGUCACGCAGAGGCAGACUUUUCCAUUUACUUUGGAUUUGGCCUCCUGUUGCUGCCUUUCAUGCUGGCUCUUGUUCUGUCCAUGCAGAUCUGUACCACACAACAUUUUAUUUUUAUAAUCAAGCAAAGGAUCGUUUGCCUAAAAAUCUAUAUCUGUCAUCAUUUAUUCACCCAUAUGUUGUUCAAACUUGUAUUGCUUUCUUUAAAAAAUAAAAAUAAAUGAUUGUAUGCAGUAUGACAGCCUCAGUCACCAUUCACUUUAAUUGUAUUGAAAAAUAUUUUAUCAAAGUGACAGGCUAACAUUCUGCCUAAGUUCUACGAAAGAAGGAAAGUCAUAUGGGUUUGGUGAAUUAAAUGUUUGCAGAAUUUAAAUUUUUGGGUGAACUAUCCCUUUAAGUGAAAAAAACCCCAAAACAUUUAAAGGUAACAUCACGUAGCUUGAUAUUUAUGUGGGAUAUUUAAGCUUUAGGAUCAAGUCUGAGAAACGAAAUCAUGCUCUUUAUCCACUGACAUGCGUUACUUGAAUAUUUUAAUACGAUGUGCUGCAAGAUGAUCUGCAAAUCUUUAUGCUGCGAUCGCAGUCUUGUUUGGUGUAAUGAUUCAUGUGAAGCUGAAAUAUCCAUGAACUUUAGCUGGAGUGUGUGAGGCUUAGUGGCAAGCCGUUGUUUUAUUGUUGACUUUGAAGGUGGGCCCUGAAACAUCUCAUCUGACAUCUCAGAUCAUCUUCACAGGAAAAUGGUACCUGAGAGUGAGCUAAUCUGUCAAGAUAAUCUAAAUCUGCAAAGCCUUUAGGAGUUAUGCUUUUCUAUAUAUUCUACAACAUUAACGUUAUUAACAAUAAUGUGUAUUCUUUGCUGGCUGUGUCUGGGGCACAUAUGAAAACUCUAACACAAUGUUGCAAUUAAACACUAGUUAAUAAAGUCACUUUAAGUAGCAUUAACCUUUGCCUUUAUUUUGUUAUAAUUGAGAUCAUUAACUCAAAUUAUUUCUCUCAUUUAUGUUGUUUCAACCCCAUAUAAAUGACUCUCUCCACACAAAAUGUGCAUUUUUAAAGUAUAUCCUGGCCUUUCUUUUCCAUAUAAUGAAAGUGACUGGUGACUGAUGACUGAGGGUGUCAAGCUUCAAAAUUAAAACAAAAAACAUAAAAGUGGUCCAUGUGACUCGCUGUAUCAUCUGUAGCCAUACUGAAGUGAGUUCGUGAGAGAAGUAACAAUGUAUGACACGUGAACAAAUCACUCUUGAGUCAACUUUCCAUGAAUCCACUGACCCAGUUGACAAACCAAUCUGAAUGAUUUGUUCAUGAGUCAGCCUCAUCAGGACUAGAUGAUCCUGUAUUUCAUUAACUUUGUUAUGUACAAGUGCAAAAACAUUUAUGUGAACCCUUUGGAUUUAGCUGGUGUUCAGCAUUUAUUGGUCAAGAAAUGUGAUUUCAUCUUCAUCAUUGUCACAAGUAUAGAUAAACACAAUGUGCUUAAGCUAACAACAAACAAAGUUUUUCAUGGAUCUAUUGAACACAUCCCAUUAAACAUUCACAGUGCUGUGGAAAAAAUAGGUGAACACUUUAAUUUAAUAACUGGUCAAUCCUCCUUUGGCAGCAAUAACCAAAAUUCCAAAGCAUCUCAAUUUGGUUAAAUCAGUGAUUCCAACCUUUUUUUCUGCCAUGCCACAGUUUUUACAAUUAAACAAACCCAACGGCACACCUCUAUCCCACUGUCCCACAUAACCAUCGUUGAUAGUUUUCCUUUUCAAGAACUUGUCCAUGUUUUCUGUCCAUGGAAAUUCGGCUAUGCAAAAACAAAACAAAAAACAAGUCACAUACAGUGCUUGCGUUAGACUUUCUCAUCCACCAUCAUUUUGACAGACAGGGUUGUCUUUGCGCAUAAAGCUGCAGAAAGAGUCACAGAUGGGCGAUUUUAAAAGUUUGCCACGUAAAAAAGUGGAGAUGUGCACAAUAAACAUUGAAAUCAUGUAGACCUAUUUGGAAGAGAGAAAAAAAGCUUGCAGUUGCUUUUGAAAGCAUGAAGUAAUACAAUUACUCGUUUAUGUUUAGGUCUAAGUGUUUUCUUGGUGAAUUUAAAUUAGUUCAAUAUUUUUGGUCUCUGAUAUUUGUAAACAAUAAGGUAAUAUUUAAUUAAAAUAAAUUAUGAGACAUUCAAUGUCUCCACAAAUUUGUACAGUUUUGAAAUAUUUCUUGUUGCAAAAACGUGUGUGUGAAAAACACUUUGGCGUAAAGUCACUUCAUAGACUUCGAUGUAUUCUGAUGCGAAUCAUGUGAAAGACCCUUAACGUGUAUAAAUAUCACUCACUUUUGCACAUUAAUUAUUGCUCUUCACAAUCAAAAAAGUGACCGAUUCUGGUUUCAAAAUGGUGAAUUUCUCCAAAAGGUGAGGAGUUUGGAUGCCUGAAAUUAUAUAUUUUUUUCAUGCAUUUAUUUAUUUUGUGGAAUUUUAUAAUUUUCCACGGCACACCUGACAAUCUUUCACGAAACACUAGUGUGCCCAGUGGUUGGGGAAACAUUGGCUUAAGGUCUGGGAUCUGACUGGGCCACUCCAAAAGGUGGAUUUUCUUUUUUGAAGCCAUUCUGUGGUGGAUUUACUUUGAUUGUCCUGCUGCAUCACCCAAAUUCUCCUGAGCUCCAGAUGGCACACAGCUACCUUGAAAUUAUCCUGUAGAAUAUCUUAGACUCAUUAACAGAGAUUUUAACCAGUCCAAAUGAUUCCUUCUAGUCAUUAGCUUUCACUCUAGGUUUAAAAAAAAAAACAAUUCUUUACCUCAUUGAGCUUUUUGAGGUGUGCCAUUUGAGUUAUAUUGGCUGGACUUCCAGGGAGAGUAGCCGCAGUACUAAAUCGUCUCCAUUUAUAGACCGUUUGUCUAACUGUGGACAAAUGAAUAUCUAAGAUCUUUGAGUUAACUUUGUAACUAUUGCCAGCUUUAUGCAAAGCAACAAUUCUUGAUUGUAGGUCUUCUGAGACCUUUUUUAUGUGAGGCAUUGUCCAUGUCAGCAGAUGCAUUUUGUAAUAACAAAAUUAAAAUGCUUGAGUGCUUUUUAGAAGUCAAAGUAGCUCUAACACACACAUCCAAUCCUUGUUUCAUUAGUGGAUGCCAAGUUUGCAAACACUGGGCCAAUUAGCUUUUGCUGACAUCUUUAGUCGAGGGGUUCACAUACUUUUUCCACAGCACUGUGAAUGCUUAAUGGGAUGUGGUCAAUAGAGACAAAAAGGAUUAUAAAUGUUUGUGUGUUGUUAGUUAAAGUGCAUUGUUGUUUGUCUAUACUUAUGACUUUGAUUAAAUGAGAUCACAUUUUAUGACCAAUUAAUGCAGAAAACAAGCUAAAUCCAAAGGUUUCACACAUUUUUCAUGCCACUGUAUUUUCACCUCAUUUUGAGAAGCCUUUUAAAGUGUGUUUUCAAUUAAACUUGAAACCUGAGCUGCUGCAGUUUGCAGUCACCUGUAUGUUCUUUCUUUUUUGCAACAUCUGUGUAUCUGCCUCUUGUUUAUUUUGUUGUUAGUUUGAUAGUCUAUGAAGACAGAUUUACUUGGUUGUAUCUUAUUUAUAAUAGAAAUGUUUGGGGUUGCAAGUACAGUACUGUCUGUCACUCACUCAACAUUGUGUCGAUGUAGUGACACUAGGGGUUUGCUCUUGAGAGCCCCAAUCACCUUUGCUUUAUUCAGAAAAGGCCAAUGAAAAUUGGCGAGUGUAAUUUGCAUUCCGCUCUCUGCCCCUGACAUACAGGUAUAAAAGGAGAUGGCAUGCACAGAGCGCACGUGUGUGGGGAUUACGGCGCGUAUCAGAAAAAAAAAAAAGUGUAUAUUCAAAAGAGUAUAUCGUCUCUGAAAGAGAUGGAUAUUAUUUAAUAAAAGUAAAUGUUUGUCGGGGCUGUUUCAUAUAUAUAUAUAUAAACGCACAAAACACCUUUCAGUUACAAGAAAUUAAGGAGGAAUUUUAAUAACCUCUUUACUGUCUGCCAUGUCCUCUUCCAACAACAGCCAAUCACGAGAGAUUCAAAGAGAUGCAGCCAAUCAGUACAGGAUUUGGUUAGCAGCCAAUAGCAUUUGUUAACAGAAAGGAUUGGGCCCCACCCCUCAAAACCGACUUGUGUGCGUAAAGAUUUCAGCUGCGCAUGUGUGCAGAAAGUAACUCACGCGUGUGUGCAGAAAAUAACUCGCGCACGUGUUGAGAUCUGUGCGCACAUGUGCAGAAAAUAACUUGCGUGUGUGUUCAGAUCUGCAGGCGCGUGUGGGACCUGUAAUGUCUCACGGUAUUGUUAUUUCUGCUCGUGACUUGUUCAUUUGUUUGGACAAUCAUAUUUUUUGUGCUCGAGUUUAGGAUUUGCAAGUUCUGCAGGUUUACAUUUUACGUGCAAGCUUUGUCAUGUUGCUAACAUAGUUGUAAUUAACUUGCGCGCUGUGUUUAUGCACUUGCACUGUUUUGUCCAACAUAUACUGCCAUACUACACAUACAACACCAGGCACGUGUGGCAGUGUACAGCAGGCGAGUGUUUCAAACAGCUAGACAGAUCGCAGUUAAAGGGUUAGUUCACCCCCAAAUGAAAAUGAUCCCAUAAUUUACUCACCCUCAAGCCAUUCUAGGUGUAUAUUACUUUCUUCUUUCAGCCAAACACAAUUGGAGUUAUAUAAAAAAAUACCUCUCCUGGAGAGGGAAGAGCACUUCCCCAGCGCUAUUCUAGCAGGUGCUCGGCGGGAAAUUGCUUGAUACAAAAAUCAGGGAAGGCCACCACCUGUAGCCUCCUCAGGUAAGUGCCUCCUCAAACCCUUAACGGGACCAGGGAGAUGCCUAACCUAAUUCGCUGGAAGGGCACGAAGUGGUCGAGCACUUACAUGCUGCAGCUUGCCCAGGUCCACUCCUCUGUACCUUGUGACAUGGUUCAGCACCUGCGGCAUUUCGUAUUGAACCCCUAGUGUCACUACAUCGACACAACAUCGAGUGAGUGACAGACAGGGAACGUCUUGGUUACUGAUGUAACCUUUGUUCCCUGAUGGAGGGAACGAGACGUUGUGUCCCUCCUGCCGCAGUGCUGAACCGACCGCUGACAUGGCUAGGACUCUCUCUCGGCUCCUCAGCACAAAUCUGAAUGAGUGGUGCACGCCAUCUCCUUUUAUACCCGUAUGUCCGGGGCGGAGAGCGGCAUGCAAAUUCCAGUCAACAAUUUUCAUUGGCCUUUUCUGAAUAAAUCUCUCAAGUGAUUGGAGCUCUCAAGCAAACCCUAAUUGUCACUACAUCAACACAAUGUCUCGUUCCCUCCAUCAGGGAACAGAGGUUACAUCAGUAACCAGGACGUUUCCACUAAAUCAUCCAGCUCACUUUAGAACUCAUUCAACUGCACAUGAUGUGUCAUAUUUCAAAUUCCCCUCUCAGCUUGAGUCCUUAUGAUGCUUCUCGAAAGAUAUUGAAUCAUAUAUGAUCCUCCUCUUGUUUACUUUGCAGUUGCUUUGUUUUAACACAAAAUUUUUGUUUUUGCCUCCUUAAUUUACAGUAUUUACCUUUUAUUUCUUGUCUGUCUUUUAUUUUCUGUUUUUGACUGAAAUCUUGACUUAUGAGUGGUGGUGGGCCUAUUAUUUUCCAAUUAAAAUUGAUUACUACUGGAAAGUCUCGUAAAUGCCACUUGUUUUGACGUAUGCACAGAGACAAAACAUUUUCGAUCUGCAAGAUGCAUACUGCAAGGUUAGUCUUUCACAUACCUUGGACUUGUGUGCUACCCAAAGGCUGUAUGUUAUUUUACCAGUUGUCAAAGCCUCAGGUUUCAACUCAGCCGCUCGCUGUAAUGUGAUAUGUGUGCAAUGAAGCGCGCUGCAAACAAAUGGUACUUUGUUGUAUUUGUUGAACAAUUUGGCAUGGUAUUGAUCUCAGUAAUUAACAAUCUUUGUGUUAAUCCAUUAACCCUGGCUGAUGGAUUC